AAGAUGAUUUAGAGCAUGAAUCUAUUCAAGAGAGAUUUAUAAUUGAUGCAUUGAGUAACAUGCGAGUAUAUUAUAUAUAAUGAUCAUUUAUGAUCUUCAAAUGUUAUGGAUUUAUCCAUUACAACAUGACGUAAUUGUUAGUCAAGUGCUAGUGCAAGUGUCGUGUAGAAAAUCAUAUUAAUACCAUGAUGAACAAUGGAUGUAAUAAUAUACGAGAUUAGAUUAAUUAGAUAAACAAAAAAGGAAACAAUGUCAGUUCCUUCCUGCUCAACAAGUAAAGAACUGGAGAAUGGAACUACUAAGGAGGAUGUAGCUUAUACAAAAUGGGAAUGUUUUAGUAACUGGGUGCAUUGUAUAUGCAUCGUUACUUUUGAUCUUGAAUUGGGUCAAGCUAUAGAGGCAAUUUAUCCAAACCAUGUCAAAUUAUCAGAGCAAGAGAGAUCCAAUGUCUGUUACUUAGCCUUUCCCGAUUCCAAUUCUGGAUGUAUGGGAGAUACUCAAUAUCAUGUAAGAAUAAGACAAAGCAGUAAAAUGGUGCAAGAAACUAAUGCUCUUAAAGAGUACGAUAGGAAAUCACCUUCCUUUCUGCAAACUGAUAGAGAUUAUUACUGGGGAUACGUAUAUUUUCGACAAGUAAAAGAUAAAUCUUUACCAAGAGGAUAUUUUCAAAAGAGUGUUGUUAUAAUUACAAAACUGCCAUUUGUCAAUCUAUUCGGUGAAUUAUGUGCUUUAAUCGCGCCGGAAUUUUUCGAGACUGGAACAGCACUCAUGGAAGCUGUGGUGCGUGAGAUUGAUAACUGGCCUCCUCCGGUACCAGGCCAGAUAGUUCAUUUACCUCUUAUUGGUGUAUUAUUUCAGACAUAUAUCCCAAAUCAAAAUUAUAAGGCUACUAUUCCAUCAAUUGCUGCCAUGGAGCAUGCACCGAAUGUGCGCACAAUGCGAAAACUGAUGUUAACGUCAGCCCAUGAGAGUGACAUGUUUCGAAGUUUAGCCAGUAUUGUUAGUUAUGUACAUUUAUUGUGGGAACUGGUGCUUCUUAGUGAGCCGAUCGUUGUGAUGGCAAGCUCGCCAACUACAUGUUCCGAGAUGGUUCAAGCGCUUAUAGCCAUGAUUGCUCCGCUGAAAUACUGCGCAGACCAUCGCCCGUAUUUCACUAUUCACGAUUCGGAAUUCAAGGAAUACACCACAGAUUCUCCAGCGCCGCCCGCCGUGAUCUUGGGUGUGACAAAUCCAUUUUUCGCUAAGACUCUGCAACACUGGCCGCAUAUCAUCCGUAUAAGCAACGGCAGUACUAACGAUGAUCAGAAGUAUAAAAUCAAGAGAUCUGAAAAUCUGAAGAUGCUGGAUUCCAAGCCAGGCGUUUAUACUCAGUACAAGACUUUUCUGCAAAAAGACAAAACUAUCUUGAAGAAAUUAUUCAGGGGCAUUCAGACAAAACGGCCGGGCGAAGUGCAGACUGCGCUUUUAAAACGUCACCUAAUAGAACUAACAGAAAGCUUUAUGAUUCCACUUGAAAGAUACAUUGCAACCCUCAUGCCAUUGCAAAAAAACAUAUCACCGUUUAAAGCAACUCCUACACCACAAAUGUUUAAUCCAGAUGACUUCCUAGCUAGUUUAAGUAGCUCCGGUCCUCAAUUAACUACAGGUAUAAAAGGGGAUUGGGUAGGACUGUACAAACGAUUUUUUCGAUCGCCUAACUUUUCUGGAUGGUUUCACACGAGAUAUAUGGAGUUGAGUCAGCAAUUGCAAGUUAAACAAUUAGAGAAAUUAUCGCAAGCGGAUUUGAAAACGUGGGUGCAAGGAAAGCAAGAGGUAGAAGUGGUCGAUAUGAUUCUCAGAAUUCGCCAAAAAUUAGAAAAAAGUUGUAUCGAUGACGUACCAAUCGAUAAUUCGGUAAGAGAAAGAUUGCGAGAGAGAAUAAAUGACAUUACGCAUGUAUUGCCGGAUGAUUUAAAGGUGAUACUAAGACAUGAAUCUUGACAGUACGAGUACAUUAUUAAUAUCAAAACUCGUUGACAUUAUAUUUAUUUCUAUCUAAACUGAUAUCGUAUUUAAGUCAACUCAAAAAGACGUAAUAUGUAAGAUGAUUUAAAUGCUCCAUCUCUUUCUUAUUUACAAUAUAACAUAAAUGAGUGGAGAAGGAAACUGUUAUGCAAUUAUAGUUCGAUAAAUUACAUUACGUUUAAAGAGGAUGAUAUUUAUAUACGUAUUUGAUCUGCAACUCGAAAUACUCGCCACAGAUGAGUUAGUGAAAAAAAAUCCACUGUUAUACAACAAAAGUCAACUAUAGAAACAUCAUUCUAUGUGUUUAGGCAAAUUAUGUAAUCCUUUGAAUACGAAAAAAUACGACGUUGGAUGUUCUGUGUGGUCGAAAUUCAGCGAUAAUAAAUACGAAAUUAUUCUUGUGUCGAGCUCAAGUAUCAAGAAAUUACGAUAUACUAGAUGUAGGACUUUUACUAAAAUAUUUGCCUCAAAUGUAUAUUAUUUAUUUAUACAUAUAAAUUAUAUCAUGGAUAAAUUAGAAAAUGCGCUGUGCGCAUAUAUAUUUGCUCAUGGUACUCAAAGGACUAAGUGUCUCAACGCUUUUAUACUUGAAACAUUUCGUAAAUUUAUGUGAUCUUAUACUUACCUAUAGCGCUAUUUAAUUUCCUUUGUAAUGCCAACUUUAUCAGUAGCUUCCAUUUUCUGCUCGACCAAGUCAUUCCGAUUAUGAUUUUACAUACCAAUACUUCGUUUUUUUGUUAUCAAGUAUCGAUGAAUACUCUAUGGGGCGGUGAGCGAUGAUAAUAAUGGUAAUCUCAUAAAAGCAUGAAUUUCAAUUCGAGCGAAAUGCGUGAGAUUGAAAUGUUAAGUAAUGUACAUUUUGGAGAUCUGUAAAUAAUGGUACAAAUGAUGCGUACACAUAAUAAAAAUUUAUUUUGAUAUA
Messenger RNA from Pogonomyrmex barbatus (red harvester ant), 2926 nucleotides. RefSeq names its product protein DENND6A. Gene Ontology annotation, molecular function: guanyl-nucleotide exchange factor activity. Gene Ontology annotation, cellular component: recycling endosome. The record is from RefSeq and is a predicted model, not a curated record. Lineage: Eukaryota; Metazoa; Arthropoda; Insecta; Hymenoptera; Formicidae.